This is a messenger RNA of Cooperia oncophora, 1767 nucleotides long. The record is from the annotation of a GenBank genome assembly. NCBI's taxonomy places the organism in Eukaryota, Metazoa, Nematoda, Chromadorea, Rhabditida, Trichostrongylidae.
AUGAAUGAGUGUUCAAACGGAAGACUGGUAUCGUUUCUGAUCGAAGGCGAUGACGUCGUCUCGUGCGAAGUCUGCCUAGAGCCCUUCCAGCCGCUCACCCGGCCACCCAAGAUUCUCCCUUGCGGUCAUAAUUUUUGCGAUCAGUGCCUAUUCAGUCUCUGUUGUCACCAACAGUACUAUUUACUCGACUCAAUCAAGUGCCCAACAUGUCGCACAUCAUUCCCCACCAACGUAGCUAUCGAAGCUCCUACCAACUGGGAUCUUUGCAAGAUCCUCGAAAACGUUCAAAAAGGAAGAGAGAUGAAUGUAACGGUGAUCCAUGUGCCGGACAUGCCUCGUGUACCACCAGAAGCUUCUCCUCACUCAUUGAAGAGAAAAGGAAUUCUCACAAGAACGACAUCGAGAACGCAAAAGGAGAAAUGUAGUGACUGCCAUCGUAAACUCUCCGCUAAGAUCAUUGGUAAAGCAGCGAGGUACUGCUAUGAGUGCAAUCAAAAGGAAAAGAUCACUUUCACCUGCCUUGAGUGUUGUGUCAAUAAGCACAAUGGCCACACCCUUCUCUCACUGUCGCAACUUCAAGCUGAACAGCUAAAAGUACUGGGAGAGUUGAGAGAACUCCGUAGAAGAAUUGUCGAUGCCUUUUCAUCUGGUCAUUCGUUCCCUGAGGAAUGGUCCAGUAAAGGCGACAAGGGUCUCUCCAGCUCCACCUCAAAACAGACUUCGCUAACCAACGAUGCAAGACUUGCCAAACUCGACCACACUAUAGAAGUGAUCGAGUCCUCCGCGGUGAUCUGCCCAAAGAAACUUAGGUAUGUGGAUUUUACUUAUGAAAAUAUCAAGAAAAUACCAGAAAAGGGUAACAAUUGCAGCGAACUUCGAAAUGAGCAAAUCCAUCAGUGCUCAAGACUCUUCACGACAACGUCAGUGCAUCAGAAUGCUUCACCAAGUAUUCUAGAAAAAUCUGGAGUGUCGUCCUGCUCCCAACAGCCUCGUUCACUUCCACGCUCGACGAGUUUUCACAGCUUCAGCUGCCUCGACCUUCUCGUCCCACUGCUCCCGCGUACAGCGCUAAGCAGAGAUCUUUCGGUCCUCAUUCAGGACAUCUCACCAAAGCAUCCUGUCGAGCAACGUUGUGAAGCCUUCAUCAAGGCUGCUUCUAUUCUCAUGAACAUACUUUACGAUGAUGUUCCUGUCGAACAACUCCCUCUCAUCGCAGACGCUCUCCUACAAUGUUUCUGCCAAGCGAAUUCUCUAUCGAGGAAGAAACCGCAGUUCGCGAAAUCACAUCCCGUUUCGAGAAAGGUGAUCUGGAAGGCCAUUCAGUGUGCAUAUACGGAGUUGAUGAGGCACGCAUCAAAGACUUUUCUUUCGUACGAACCGGAGCGAAUCGCAAUACUGGACGAUUUGGCCUACCUGUGCAACAUAUACGCGGAUGUUUGCGACCAGACUUUUCUUUCGUACGAACCGGAGCGAAUCGCAAUACUGGACGAUUUGGCCUACCUGUGCAACAUAUACGCGGAUGUUUGCGACCAGGCCACUGUGACCAUCUGCAUGAUUGAGGCAGCCAGAGCAAGGAUGGCUGAGGAGAAGCUGCCCGAGCAAGAUAGGAAAAAGACUGCUCAGCGUCUCAAGGAAAUCGACGAUCACCUUCUGGAAUGCCGUCGACUGCAGAAACUUCAAGACCUUCGCACAACAAAGACGAAAAAGCCUAAGAAGCUGAAAUGGCUCUGGAGGAUUCUUUUUCGACGUUCGAAGAAGCAAACGUAA